AUGGACGCGGCGGUUGUACCGUCGGUUUGUGACGGCGCGUUGUAUGCGUCGUACACGUACACUUCGCCGAUUCCCGACGGCUGUGUAAGCAAGGGAUCGGAGCGUAUUUCUUGCGUGCUGGGUGUAGACGAAGCGGGGCGGGGACCCGUGCUCGGGCCGCUCGUCUAUGGAAUCGCGUACUGUCCCGAGCAUGCACAGGAGCAGCUGCACGAGAUUGGGUUUGCAGGUGCGUUGUCCACACAGCUCACAGCAGACUCCAAGACACUCACUGCGGAGAAACGCGAUGGAUUGCUGGCGGCGCUGUUGGAAAACAACGGGACGAUUGGUUGGGCAGUACGGGUGAUGUCGCCGCAGGAUAUCGCCGCAGGCAUGCUACGGAGACGCCCGCAUAAUCUGAAUGCGCAAAGCAGCGACUCUACCGUGCUGCUUAUAAGGGAAAUACUCGACUCGGGCGUUGAUAUCACAAAAAUAUUUGUGGACACGGUCGGCGAGCCGAAUGCGUACGCACGCCUUUUGCGGUCCCAUUUCCCGCGGCACCCGCAUAUCGAGUGGACUGUGACGCGCAAGGCAGAUGCUAUAUAUCCUGUUGUUGGCGCUGCGAGUAUUGCGGCAAAGGUCACGCGCGAUCGGUGCCUGGAAAACUGGACGUACGCCGAGCCGAGCUUGCCGAGUCUACCCGAGCUGGGCGUGCCGGGAGACAAGCGCAAGCGUGCAGAAGACAGCGAUGCUUGGGAGACCGGUAGCGGCUACCCCGGCGACCCACGCACCGUGCAGUACUUGCACCAGACACUCGACCCGCUCUUUGGCUGGGCAGGAAUUGUGCGCUUUAGUUGGGCCACGGCCAAGACACUGCUGGAGGCGCGUGCGAGCGGCGGCGGCGAAGACGAUGCGCUGCGCACCUCGCUCGCGGGCACGCCCUUGCCGGCAUCCUCGCGAGCCUACUCGGUGCGCUGGAUCGACGAGCCCGCAACACUCACACACUUUUUUUCCAAAGGCGCAGUGCCGCAAAGCACACACGCACACAGCGACGCACUGCAAAAGGACCGCGCCGCCUCGCAAAAGCAUCGGCAUGCGAUAUGGCGCGAUCUGGCACUCGGUACGGCAUGCGCCGCAGAUUUGUUCAUGUAG
Malassezia vespertilionis is the source of this 1128-nucleotide messenger RNA. RefSeq names its product ribonuclease H. Lineage: Eukaryota; Fungi; Basidiomycota; Malasseziomycetes; Malasseziales; Malasseziaceae. Gene Ontology annotation, cellular component: ribonuclease H2 complex. The transcript has 2 exons. Gene Ontology annotation, molecular function: RNA-DNA hybrid ribonuclease activity; RNA binding. The record is from RefSeq and is a predicted model, not a curated record. Gene Ontology annotation, biological process: DNA replication, removal of RNA primer; mismatch repair. The coding region runs from base 1 to 1128 and encodes 375 amino acids.